Messenger RNA from Clavispora lusitaniae ATCC 42720, 576 nucleotides. RefSeq names its product Rho family GTPase (gene CDC42). Lineage: Eukaryota; Fungi; Ascomycota; Pichiomycetes; Serinales; Metschnikowiaceae. Gene Ontology annotation, biological process: endocytosis; establishment or maintenance of cell polarity; Cdc42 protein signal transduction. The record is from RefSeq and is a predicted model, not a curated record. Gene Ontology annotation, molecular function: GTP binding; GTPase activity; protein kinase binding.
AUGCAAACCAUAAAGUGUGUCGUUGUUGGAGACGGUGCGGUCGGAAAAACAUGUUUGUUGAUCUCGUAUACCACUUCUAAGUUUCCCGCAGACUAUGUUCCUACUGUUUUUGAUAACUAUGCCGUGACGGUAAUGAUUGGCGACGAGCCCUUCACCUUGGGCCUAUUUGACACUGCUGGUCAAGAAGAUUAUGAUAGAUUGAGGCCGUUGUCGUACCCUUCUACAGAUGUUUUUUUGGUUUGUUUUUCGGUGAUAGCACCCGCUUCGUUCGAGAACGUCAAAGAGAAGUGGUUCCCCGAGGUACACCACCACUGUCCAGGUGUGCCGUGCCUUAUAGUGGGUACGCAAAUCGACUUGAGAAAUGACGAGGUCAUUUUGCAGAGAUUGCACAGACAAAAGUUGUCACCUAUAACUACUGAUCAAGGAGAGAAAUUGGCCAAGGAGUUGAGGGCAGUUAAGUACGUGGAGUGCUCUGCAUUAACGCAAAGAGGAUUAAAGACGGUGUUUGACGAGGCUAUUGUUGCUGCCUUGGAGCCACCAGUGAUCAAGAAAUCCAAGAAGUGCGCUAUAUUGUAA